This is a messenger RNA of Osmerus eperlanus (European smelt), 1842 nucleotides long. Its product is annotated as myosin heavy chain, fast skeletal muscle-like. The record is from RefSeq and is a predicted model, not a curated record. The transcript has a single exon. NCBI's taxonomy places the organism in Eukaryota, Metazoa, Chordata, Actinopteri, Osmeriformes, Osmeridae. The annotation marks the transcript as partial.
AUGGAAAAAGACAAAAAAGAAGCAGAAAAGCACAUGGCUGAAUUGAAAAAGGAAGAGCAAGACAUUACGGAGAGUAUCAACAAAAUGAGAGACAACCUUGAGCAGAUCACAGCUGAAAUACUACAACAGAGAGAUGAUGUAGACAGGGCAAUUGGAGAAUUAAACAUCAAAAAGAAUGAACUGCAAGUAAGCUCUAUAGAGGUGAAUAAACAGAGACAUGAGAUGUCAAAUGAAAAGAUCAGGAUGGAACAAGACAAACAAAACAUUCAAGGUGAAAAGUCUGAACUGGAACGGAUCAAGACUGAGUUACAAGAAAGGUCGGACAGUCUAGAUCAACUCAUGGACAUGACAAAACGAGAAAAGGAGGGCCUUGAAGUGAUUUAUGGCCAGAUUCAGAAGGAAAGAGAGGAUAUUACAAAACAAACGGAAGAUGUCAAGAAUACAACACAGGUUCUUGAGGCAAUGAAAGCUGAAGUUGAGUCAGAGAAACAAGGAAUUGAAAACAUCAAGAAGAUGCUGUCAGAUGAAAGAGAUGACCUAAAACAGAUGAAGAUUGAGUUGGAAAGCCAAAACCUAGACAUUGACAACACCAAGGGUAGGAUUAGACUGGCAAUGGAUGAGCUGGAAGAGACGAAGGCUAAAAUGGAAAAAGACAAAAAAGAAGCAGAAAAGCACAUGGCUGAAUUGAAAAAGGAAGAGCAAGACAUUAAGGAGAGUAUCAACAAAAUGAGAGACAACCUUGAGCAGAUCACAGCUGAAAUACUACAACAGAGAGAUGAUGUAGACAGGGCAAUUGGAGAAUUAAACAUAAAAAAGAAUGAACUGCAAGUAAGCUCUAUAGAGGUGAAUAAACAGAGACAUGAGAUGUCAAAUGAAAAGAUCAGGAUGGAACAAGACAAACAAAACAUUCAAGGUGAAAAGGCUGAACUGGAACGGAUCAAGACUGAGUUACAAGAAAGGUCGGACAAUCUAGAUCAACUCAUGGACAUGACAAAACGAGAAAAGGAGGGCCUUGAAGUGAUUUCUGGCCAGAUUCAGAAGGAAAGAGAGGAUAUUACAAAACAAACGGAAGAUGUCAAGAAUACAACACAGGUUCUUGAGGCAAUGAAAGCUGAAGUUGAGUCAGAGAAACUAGGAAUUGAAAACAUCAAGAAGAUGCUGUCAGAUGAAAGAGAUGACCUAAAACAGAUGAAGAUUGAGUUGGAAAGCCAAAACCUAGACAUUGAUAACACCAAGGGUAGGAUUAGACUGGCAAUGGAUGAGCUGGAAGAGACGAAGGCUGAAAUGGAAAAAGAGAAAAAAGAAGCAGAAAAGCACAUGACUGAAUUGAAAAAGGAAGAGCAAGACAUUAAGGAGAGUAUCAACAAGAUGAGAGACAACCUUGAGCAGAUCACAGCUGAAAUACAACAACAGAGAGAUGAUGUAGACAGGGCAAUGGGAGAAUUAAACAUCAAAAAGAAUGAACUGCAAGUAAGCUCUAUAGAGGUGAAUAAACAGAGACAUGAGAUGUCAAAUGAAAAGAUCAGGAUGGAACAAGACAAACAAAACAUUCAAGGUGAAAAGGCUGAACUGGAACGGAUCAAGACUGAGUUACAAGAAAGGUCGGACAGUCUAGAUCAACUCAUGGACAUGACAAAACGAGAAAAGGAGGGCCUUGAAGUGAUUUCUGGCCAGAUUCAGAAGGAAAGAGAGGAUAUUACAAAACAAACGGAAGAUGUCAAGAAUACAACACAGGUUCUUGAGGCAAUGAAAGCUGAAGUUGAGUCAGAGAAACAAGGAAUUGAAAACAUCAAGAAGAUGCUGUCAGAUGAAAGAGAUGACCUAAAACAGAUGAAGAUUGAG